AUGGCGAAUCGUGAAGGGAUUAAUCCCUUGCGGCCCUACUACAUCCCUCCCUCUGGCUUAUCGCCAGCUUCAAAUGCACCUCCCGAAGUGGCGUCCCCGUCAUCGGCUCAGGUCUUUGGCAGCACGGCGCGCGACCUCAUCCCGGAUUUAGACUAUGCCGAUUAUUUGGACGCCUCGCCUUCUGUCUCGGACUGGGUCCGCGAUGCCCUGAAUGGAGCACUCGUGCGCUAUACCAAGGUCUUGACCGCUCAACCAUUCGAUGUCGCCAAAACUAUCCUACAGGUGUAUGUUGUGUCCGAUGCCGCAGAUGAGUGGGAUCGGAAGGCCACACCGGAAGCUCAAGGAAGCUCAUACGACUCGGAGUCUGAAUCAUCGGAUGACGAAAGUAGCUACUUCACCUCAGCAGCCCCUCCAACACCCACUCCGAGUACGCCUCGAUCCCGCAGAUCGCGACGUCAAAUCACCGACCGGAGUGGCUAUCUUCGUCCCGAAUCUACGGCCAAGCCCCAGCAUGCCUUGACUCUGAAGAACUCCAACAGUCUCACCGAAGUUCUAUCCCAACUCUGGGCUUCCAGUGGCCCAACCUCCCUAUGGAAGUCCUCCAAUGCGACGUUCAUCUACUCGCUCCUCCUACCCACCUUGAACACCUUCAUUCGAAGCUUGCUGUCGGCUAUCGUUGGCUUACCGGAAGAUGAUAUCUCGUCGUCUAUGACCGCCGACAUUCUCACAGCGUCCUCACCGCUAGCAACGCUGGUCCUCUCGUUCAUUUCCUCCUCCCUCUCCGCCCUGAUUCUGGCUCCUAUCGACACAGCUCGCACCUUCCUGAUGCUCACAUCCGCAACACAUGGCCCGCGGUCCCUAAUCCGAGCUAUCCGCCAGCUCCCCACCCCCAACUGCACGAUCCCCUCGCACCUCGUCCCAAUCACUGUGCUCCACUCAAGUCUGCCAAACUUCAUAAUGACCUCCACCCCACUCUUCUUGAAAUCAUACUUCUCUAUCGACCCUCUUCUCAACCCCAACACCUGGAACCUCUGCACAUUCCUCAGCUCCGGCCUCGAACUCGCCGUGCGCUUCCCUCUCGAAACCGUGCUCCGUCGCGCCCAGAUCGCCACAUACACAUCCCUGAGUCUGCGUCAGAAGUCCUCAGCAGGUAGCAUUCGCGCCGCAUCCAUCGAUGCCUCGGACGUCGAGACCAUCGUCCCUACACCACGCACUUACCGCGGUAUCAUUGGCACCAUGUGGCAUGUUGUCUACGAGGAGGGCGUUAGCUCCACUCCUUCCGACUCUGAGCGUGCAAACCAACUCCUCGGCAACCCAUCCACCAAGAAGAGCCUCCAGAAGCGACAGCAAGGCCAAGGCAUCCAGGGUCUCUACCGCGGUUGGCGCAUUGGCAUGUGGGGCAUUGCUGGUAUCUGGGGAGCUAGUCUUCUCGGUGGCGUGGCCGGAGGCAGCGAAGAUGAAGUCACGAUGAAGGGCGGCCACGGCCGUUCCAGUGGAGGACGCUUCUAA
Molecule: messenger RNA, 1509 nt
Organism: Penicillium brevicompactum
Lineage: Eukaryota; Fungi; Ascomycota; Eurotiomycetes; Eurotiales; Aspergillaceae
Product: mitofusin complex protein UGO1
Exons: 2
Coding region: 1-1509 (502 amino acids)
Source: RefSeq, a predicted model, not a curated record